GGAAGAUCAUCUAUUUUGAUACCUGUCAGCUCAAAGAUUAUGUUAUAAUUAACCCGCUCCUCAUGGUGGAGAUUAUGAGAUCCUUUGUGACAGAUGUAGGAUUUUGGCCAAAGAAAAAAGGUUUAGAGGAAACUUUCCGAAGAAUGUCAGAAAGUGGGAUCAUACGUCGAGAAGACCUGUAUCAGAUAUGGAAACAAAAGGACUUCCGGGCAAUUCUACCAUACAAAGAGUUUAUAUUCAACAUCCUCAUUCAUCUAGAUAUUCUGGCAGAGCAACGGAGGUAUGAUAUAGCUACAGGAAGUCGGUUACAAGUAGAGAUGUUCUUUGUUCCCUGUAUGGUUACAGAACGAAAUACCACCAGCUUUAUGGACACAGUAUGUAUACCAGAGAGAGCUGUAUGUUUGGCGUUUGUGUUUAAAGGAACUGUCAUACCACCAGCUUUGCCCAAUCGUCUGAUCAGUGCGUGUCUGAGCAUGUGGACUUUGAAGCAGUAUGAAGGAAGGAAACUCCUCUUUUCAGGAUUUGUUGUAGUCUCAUUUGACAAAGCACAUGAUAUUUGUGUAUGUGUUGAAGGCAACAAAGUUCUCCUUUACAUAGUCCAUAGAACCGCCGCUGGACUGAUAGUACCAGAUAUAGCAACUGGAAUUAAGGAAUGUUUGGUUACAACAAUGGAGAGAAUAUCAGAUUUCUAUCGGUCCACAAUAGAUGUCAAACACAGCCAACAACUACCUUUCCAUAUUGAAUAUUCAUGUUCUGAGUUGAAAUGCUUCAUAUGUGAAGAGGAAGCUUUGACCUCAAUGACAAGUGAAUGGGUUUGUGACAACCAUAAGAUAAGACACAGAGCCGGAAACUGGGUAGUUUGGAACCAAGAUAAGAAGAAAGAACAGUGUGAGCAGAAUUGUUCAGGUUUAAGUGAUGAUGCGUUGAGCAAGAUACCAAGUGAUAUUGAGUUAUUACGUUUUUCAACAAAAUAUCCAUUAAACCAAAUUUUUGAAUUAGUUACGUAUCUAGAUAUGUGUGAGGAAUGGGAAGCUAUUAAAUACAAUAAUGGAGAAAGAAUAGAGGUUGCAAAAUUUUUGGUGUUAACGAAAUGGAAACAGAUGAAACCUGAGAGCAAUUUCCAAGCCUUGGCAGAAGUUUUGACAAAAAUGAAUAUAUCAAAACAUUUGUUAUGUCAAGUAAGAAGAGUCCGUGUAGCAGAAACAGACAUUCCUUUGGAAUACCUAGAUUGUAUCCCAACAGAUGAGAUUUUGGAUGCAUUAGCACCACAAAUAGGUCAGAUAUUUUUUCAACUUGGUGCUGAAAUUGGACUGUCUAUUCCAACACUAGAAAAUAUACAGAGCAAUCAUCCCCACGACUUAGCAGCUCAGAAUAGUGAAGUACUGUUAACAUGGAGAGAAGACAGAUCAGUGAAACCUACAAUACGGGUACUGGUACAGGCUUUAGUAAAUGUUGGGAGAGGAGCACACUGUUUACAGGAAGUUUUAAUGAAUGUGGAUCCUAAUACCCUUAGAGAACCAGAAGAAGUGAGAGAUAAAGGUGCAAUAUCCAAGAAAUCAAACAAAUGUUCAAUAGCUUGAAAGUGGACACCACAGAGUAAAGGUAGAACAAUAAUGCAGGAGAAAAAGAAGACUACAGCUAAGGAGAAAACUAUAAAAUGCAAUCCGGUCUUAUUGUUUCUAAAAAAUACUUUCACUUUUGCAUUUUAUUCGUUCCAUAUAUUCCGCGUGGAGCAGGAAAAAUAGGUAUAGUAGUCGCCUGUCUAUUUGUCCUUCCAUCUGAUACAACAAUGCUAAGAGAUUGUUUGACAGAAAACUUUCAAUCAUAUACUUUACACAACUAUUUUCAUGUAUUUGUUGUCUGCACUAUAUUGUUAUUUUGAGUUGACAAUUGAAUGGGGGCCGUGUAAAAAAAAAAUUAACAAUAAUAACACAAUGAUGUUUUUAUAAUAUUGGAAUAGGUUUGCUCAAUAAACACAGAAUACAGUCAUGUUUACUCUUACAGUGUUAUGUUACUUGAAUGUUGAAAAUUGCAAAAUUUUUAUGUUUCUAUAUCAUUAAUGAAGAAAACCUUUUUUAAAUUGAUUCAUAAAAUUCUGGAAUAUUGGCAAGCUCGUGCAAUAUAAAAGUAUACUCUAGACAAUGUUCAUGCAAUAACAUAGAAUGUUGUAAAAUUCAUGUAUUCUUCAAGUGUAUGAUCCCUCAUAUGAUAAUGUAAUAUAAUAAUGCAUUUACUGUUUAUUUUUUUACAUAUUUUGCAUAUAUAAACUUGAAAAUGCAAAUGAUUAUUUUUACUCAAGGGGGGUUUGAAUAUGAUAGAUAUCAGAAGUUAUUUCACCGCUCUUAAAGCUAUGUGGGUAAAAAGAUUAGUAAAUGAUUGUGAAUGAGGUUGGACAAUUAUACCUCAACACUAUUUGUAUAAUUUUGGGUCAAACUGGUUAGUGUUUCAAACAAACAGUGGGGAUAAGACAGACGAAAGCAUUGAAAACAUCCCAGAUUUUUAUAAAGAUAUUAUUAAAUGUUGGAAAUUAACUGGUGGAGGUCUAACAAAAAAAACAGAAACAUUUACAGAUAUAAGAAAACAAAUAUUAUGGAACAAUAAAUUUAUUAAAUUUGAAAAUAAAGCUAUAUUUUUAAAAUAUUGGAUUAAAAGCGAUCUUAUUUAUGUAAAUGAUAUCAUAGAUGAAAAAGGUUGUAUUUCUCAAGACAUAAUUUUAAAUAAACUAAAAAAUAAAUCAAACUGGAUGGCUGAAAUUAAUUUAGUGAAGAAAUCUAUACCAAAAGACUGGGCAGCAAUUUUAAAAUCGGAAAAUUCUAUAAAAAGCAUUGUUAAUAUAAAGAGAAACCAAUUUAUAUUGGAUGGUUUACCUAUAAAAUUAGAAGCAUUAACAAAUAAACUUUUAUAUAAGUCUCUGAUAAAUAAAAAAAUUGAACCAGCUAUUGGACCCCAAAAAUGGCUGCGUAUAUUUGAUAUAGAUGAUGUGUUAUAUCAAAACUAUCUAUAUAAAUUUUUAUUCAAAUAUUUAAAAGAAAAUAAACUUAGAAUUUUUCGAUGGAAAUUACUACAACAUAUUCUACCUUCAAA
This is a messenger RNA of Mytilus trossulus (common blue mussel), 3084 nucleotides long. RefSeq lists its product as uncharacterized. Gene Ontology annotation, molecular function: protein binding. The record is from RefSeq and is a predicted model, not a curated record. The transcript has 6 exons. Bases 63 to 1580 code for a protein of 505 amino acids. Gene Ontology annotation, biological process: signal transduction. NCBI's taxonomy places the organism in Eukaryota, Metazoa, Mollusca, Bivalvia, Mytilida, Mytilidae.